This is a messenger RNA of Chara braunii, 1855 nucleotides long. Lineage: Eukaryota; Viridiplantae; Streptophyta; Charophyceae; Charales; Characeae. The record is from the annotation of a GenBank genome assembly.
GGGGGGUUGUGGGGUGCUCGCAGUGAUGGCCCAAGGGUGAGGGGGGGGAUGGUCAACCAUGGGGAGGGGACAGGCACGGUCGUUCGAGGAGGCCGACAAGCUCGCACAGCACAAGGUGUGGAGGAAAUGCGUCGUCUUCAAAUAUAUUCGAGUCGAUGAAGACCUUAGGAACUGUGGCACAAAGAUGAUCAAUUGUGUCUUUUGCGGUCACAAAUUCCAGAGGACACAAUUUGUUGUGGCAAGGCACUUCAAACAGGGGAAAGGGUGCCCACAGGUCACAGAGGAGGCACUCGUGGAUAUCCAUUAUUGUACUACCUACAAGAUGGUGGACAAGCAGUUGGAGCGGCUGCAUCAUUACAAGGAGCUUCAAGGUGGUGCGCCAGCUGUGGCUGCGGAUGGUGUGGCAGGAGGGGACGGCAAGUCAGGUGUUGCUGUCGAGGAAGAUGAAGUGCAGGAGGUGGAUGACAUGAUCGAUGCCAAAGGCGAUGCGGUGCAGCAAGAGGUCGAGGAACCUUAUACGCAGCGGCUGGGGAAGGCUAUGGUGGGUGAGAGUUCAAGGAAGAGGAAGGAGAGAGAGGGAGGGGGGAAUGUGGCCCAGCGAAAGAAGAUGAGACAACAUGCGAUCAAGGACGUUCUUGCCUCCCAGUGGCUCAUGUACCACAAGAAGAAAUUUCCACCAUUCGUGUACAACCAACAGAUAGCCUUCACCAUCUUCGGCAACGAUGCUUGGAACGAGUACAAGAGACACUUCGUAGACUUGUCAGGGCCUAUUAAGGUUUUAUGGCCUCAUCACAAUGAGAUCGUUGCGGUUAAGUCUAUGCGUCAGACUGCUGAUGAUGUGGCUGCGGAUUUGAAAGAUGCCAGAGAGCCGUUUUACGUCACGAGCGUCCCGAUCCUGUCAGAUGGCAGGAAGUCUCACGAUCACAGACCAGUUGUCAACUUCCUCGCCACAGCAUCACGAGACGUGUUGAUGAUCAGGAUGGUGAACAAAGAGGGUUCGCGUGAUGACAGGCCUAGUGUUUUGGAGCGAUGGGUGGAUGUUUUCGAGCGCUUUGGCCCAAAAUUAGUCAACGCUAUCUGCACGGACUCAGCGGCAGCGUAUACCGUCACCGCGAACGCAUUGGCCCAUCCCAAGAUGAGGCCACAAUGCAUACGCAUCACUUGGAUCCCGUGUGUGGUCCAUGUAUGCAACAAGUUAUUAUCAGACAUAGGCACAGUGAGCACAUGGAUCAACGACACUAUACUACGGGCCGGGGCGGUCGUGUGGUUCAUAAAAAUGCAUGGCGACACUUUCCACCUUUUCAGGUUGGACAACAAACACAUGAGCCUCACUUACCCGUACGAGACACGUUCCACAUCGGUCUUUGCUAUGUUGGAGCAUCUUAUCGCUGUGAGGCAGGCUUUGAAGAGGACUGUCAACACGGCGGGGUGGAGUCUUGUCUCUUGGGAUGCACGCGUUGAGAGGCUAGCAAGAUGGGUGAGGUGGAAGGUUAGACAUGGGAGAUGGUGGGACAUGAUCGAGACGCUGGUCCGCAUCAUGGAUCCUGUUUACGAUCUGCUGCGGUGGUUGGAUCUCGGUGGUAUGCACAUGUCACUCGUUGUGCCUGGGACAUUGCAACUGCAAAUUGACAUGGCGAGGGAGCUUCGCGUUCUGCCGAUUGUCGUGGCUAAGCGCACCUUCCGAAGGUGCAGCGCGGUGUCAGAUGAUGUUGGAGCCAACACACGCCGUAACUUUCCUGUUAUGCCCUGCCCAUCGCGAUAUGAGGUAUUUUAGUAGCGUGGUCGAUCUGUACCAUGCCAGAUUGGUGAGAGAAGCGGAGGCGUAUAUCCUCAUGCAGUGCGGUUACGACACCAC